AUGGAUAUGACCGAGUUUACGGCCAAGCACAAGCAGCGCUCGCUCUACGUGCUGGCCUUUUUCUGGUUUUUCACCGGUGUCGAGUACGCCGUAAUUCUGCCCUCGGCCUGGCUCUACCUUCAACAUUUGGGUGCCGAUCACAAGUUUUGGCUCAGCGCUUCCAUCUCAGCUUUUAGUUUGGCCAACUUUGUGUUCUCCCCGAUCUAUGGUCGCAUCGCCGAUCGCUUCUCCACGCGCUCCAUCCUCAUCAUCUCCAAUUGCUUUGAGAUUGUCGGCAACCUCUUGUACCUGGUCGCCAACGAUACCUACUCCAACGUCGAGGCACGCUUCAUCGCUGGUAUGGGCGCCGCUGCCGGUGCCGCCAUCUUCGCCUUUAUCAUCCGCUGCGCUUCCUCCCCGAUGGAGGUCAACUCCAAUAUGGGCUGGAUCAUGACCGCUCGUGCUGUCGGCCUUAUUGUUGGUCCCGCUUUCAACUUUCUACUGGUCAAGGUCGACUUUCACAUUGGCGCUCUGCAUGUGACACCCCUCAACUCCCCGGGCUUGCUUAUGCUCAUUGUUUGGAUCAUCUGUCAAAUCCUCUGCGUUUUCGUCUUCAAGGACAUGCCUUCCGCCCCUGUCACCCGCAACCUCAAUGUCAUCGCCGAGGAUAAACCCUCCGCUCCAGAGGAGGAAGACAGCCCCCGCUGCUCCGAGUACCUCAACCUCGGCGUCAUCUCUCUUCUCCUUGUUCAGUUCCUCAACAUGUUCAAUCAGACAGCCUACGAGACCUUCCUCACCCCGUUCACGCUGGCCACCUUCCAUUGGAAGCAAACAGCCAACUCAAUCAGCUUCAUCGCAACAGCUGUCUUGGCCAUUGGCACUUACUACACCAUGAUUCGCAUCCAGCGCAAAUACAACAUUGCUGAUCGCAUUGAGAUUACCAUUGGAAUUACGCUCCAGUUGGUGGGCUUCUUCCUCUUUUGGCUCAUGCCCUCCCACGACACUGGCGAUGUCUGGAAGUUUAUCUUCUCGUCUGUCAUCUUCGUCAUCGGCCUUCCCUUUGUUUACAUCGCCCCCGCGCUCCAGGCCAAGCUCACAACCAAGCGCGCUCAGGGCUUGGGUCAAGGCAUCCGUCGCUCCGUUGUAUCUGCAGCGCAAAUCAUCGGCCCGCUGUGGGCCACGCUGUCCGAUCACCGCGAUGCCUUUUGGGGUGGUAUGGUCGGCUUGACGGCCUUUAGCUUGGUUGUGCUUGCCCUCAGCUGGAAGCAGAUUAAGUUUGUCAUGCCCACGCUGCCCAACUCGGCGCCAACCACCCCCAGCAAGGCCAAGGGCGAAAAGGCACCGCUCCUUGUUCACGAAGAAGAUGAUAGCACGCCCGAUCACUCCUUGGUCCGCGACUUCCGCCGUGGCUCCAUCAACUAGACGUCAUGUGGUCCCAACCGCACUAACUGAGGAGCCCGCGUACCCCCACUAGCUCUACUCACGGAUGCUAUGGACCAGUGCUUAUUAUGUGAAUGCACUCGUACCAGCGUUGGCCCACUCACUUGACUUUUUGAACACUUUCAGUUUGAUUUUCGUCGUUUGUUUGUUUCUUUUUUGUUUUUCACUUGUUUUUGCUUCUUCUCAAUGCGCGCAGUCUGUGCUUAGGUCCAGUAGGCCAAUACUUUUGCUGUCGGUCGGUGUUCUCUUGCGCGCAUGUGUAUGUGAAUGUGCAUGUGUAUGUGCAUCUGUAUGUGUAUGUGCAUCUGUAUGGGUAUGUGCGUGUGUUUUGCACACGCACGCGCCCACACAAGACGCACAGCAUUUCUUGCCUCCUUCCUGCCUCCCGCGCUUCCGGCACCACAGCCUUUGCAUGGUUCGAAGUAUAUGGCAUCUCUUUGGCUUUGAUGCCUCUACUCUAGCAAUCCAUCUCAA
Monosiga brevicollis MX1 is the source of this 1893-nucleotide messenger RNA. RefSeq lists its product as uncharacterized. Gene Ontology annotation, biological process: transmembrane transport. The record is from RefSeq and is a predicted model, not a curated record. The transcript is spliced from 3 exons. Gene Ontology annotation, molecular function: transmembrane transporter activity. NCBI's taxonomy places the organism in Eukaryota, Choanoflagellata, Craspedida, Salpingoecidae. The coding region runs from base 1 to 1401 and encodes 466 amino acids.